Molecule: messenger RNA, 3049 nt
Organism: Drosophila ficusphila
Lineage: Eukaryota; Metazoa; Arthropoda; Insecta; Diptera; Drosophilidae
Exons: 1
Coding region: 76-3030 (984 amino acids)
Source: RefSeq, a predicted model, not a curated record
AAUCGGCCUGGCUUUGAACAAUUAGCCAUUUUUUUUAAAUUUUGGGUUUUAAUUUAACAAAAUUUCCUUUCCGCGAUGAAUGUUUUGAGUGCUCUUAAGACCAAGAAGCUGAAUUUGCAGAAUACCUGCACUUCCUAUUACGAUUUUCUGACUUGUGGACAUGAUUGUUUGGAUUCCUUGAACUGCCACACUCUGCAGCCGGAUCCUCCUGCUCACGAGGAACCUGAAGGUAUAGCCAGACGUGGAUUGAAGUACUUCGAUGUGAAUGACAAAGCGACGGAGUGGUAUUUGAAAACCAGAAAAGCCACAUCUGAAAGGACGCCUUUUAAAAAGAAGAUUUGCUUCCGUUUUCGAGUGCCCGUAAGGCAUGCUUUACGUCGGAAAAACAAGGCGGCGACCUAUUCCCUUCCAGGUCGAAGGGUAUCCCCUGAAUUUCUCUCUCUGCUGAAGCAGCACCACGCAAGACUGAAGGGUUUCGAGCACCUGCCUCGUAAGUACCUUUCCCUCAGGCCAAGUUUCUCCUAUUACAAGUACGACGCGUUGGCCAAAAGACGCCACAUGCGUUUUGGAAUCGAAACGGCGGCUCCUUUGGAAUUUCCGUGUACCAAUAUAAACUGUAAACGUCAUUUUAAGCCAAGCCCCUGUCCCCAAAAAGAAAAUGUCCGGCCUUCCAGUCAGGACGAUUCAACAUCACAAGCCAAACCAAAGCGCAUAAGCUUGUUUACAAGCAAUAAAAGUAGUUCUGGGAAAAGGCGAAGUUAUUCACUAGUUUCAGAAGAGCAACAUGACGAUUACCUCCUGCUAGAUAAUAAUCAGCAAGAAAAAAGGAGUACACUGCAUGGAAUAUAUGCCAGUAAUCAUUCGUUACUUCCGUCUGUGGCUUCCAAAUCUCAGUACAGUUUAAAGCCCGCAAGUCAACCAAAUCAUAUUAUUGCUUCUAGAUCUCAGAGCAAUUUAAAACCAAUGGAAAAAAUUAUGACUUGUCCUUGCCCUAUUGAUCUGCCCAAAUGGUUGCCCAGAUCCUGCAAUCUAACCAUCUUUCCCAAUAAAAAUGUGAAAUUCAAAAAGGAUCGAGAUCCACGAAGCAUUGAGUACGAAAAUCGUCCUUUCUUUAAGGCAAUCGAAGGAAAUAAAUGUGUAUGCGGGGCUGCAAAUAAAAAGCCAAGGAGCUGCAGCAAAAGUUACCAAGAGAAUGAAUUCUGUAGUUACCCAAGUCAAGAUGACUGUAAGAUUCAACCAGAAACUCCUGAGAACACCUUCUACACAUCCAUCUCCAGUCAUCGAUCAUUAUGUGUAGUAAAAUCUGAACGACCCAAAAUCUAUGAUCAAAGCGAUAUAGAAAUGCCUCCAAACCGAAAAGAAGUUUCCACCGGUUACAAAGGAUUUGUACAUCGCUCUGAGAAUCAAAAGAUAAUAGAUCAAACUGGAGGUCCAAUCCGGAAAUGCAAAAGGAAGAAGCCACCGCCGUAUUGUUACCUCUGGUCCGCAGUCGAUCCGGAUAUUCGAGGCUCAGAGAAGCAACGUCUGGCGAAGCACAAGUGCCACCAGCGAAAACUCUUCCCAGAAAGUAAACCUUACUCCUACUUUUGGUCCAAAACGUGUCCAGAUGUAAGAAAACAAGCAAAACGGAGAUUAAGGGAGAGCGAUACAGAAAGUCCGAUUUCCCAAAUUCGGUUUCAGAUACCCAACAAUAAUAAUUCACAUCAGAAAGAGGAAACAUGCUCCUGCAGCAGAGCUUCAGCUAAUCAUUUUGAUGAGCAACACAGUCGCCGAUCUUUUUUAUAUAACUAUUCAAAUUCGGAUACUAGUAAUCGAAAGAAACAGCUUACAGAAAGCUCGGUAGUCUGGGAGGAUGAAGUGCAUCCAACACCAAAAAGAAAUCACAAGUGUUCAAGAAUGUUUUUCAGCAAGUUAAACAGAGACUCAGAUACACAUGUCCAUAAAAAGCCACGCCUGCUGCCCAAACUACAUGCGUUUGCCAAGCGAUUUUUCUCGACGAGUCCUAAAGCGCUCCAUUUCAAGUCCAAUCAAUCAGGUAGCGAAAGACCAAUGAACAGUGCCCUAUCCGAAGAAUCUAGUGCAGGUAUUUCUAAAAGAUUAGAAACUUCCUUUAAUGCCAGAGAAAGGUGCAAAGAUGAAGAAGUUCACAGAAAUAUCCCGUCUGGAAUUCAAAGUUUGCGAGGUCCAAGAGAUCUUAAAAUUUGGACAAAACAUAGCUCCAGUUUUGAGUAUCGGGAAUCUAACUCAAAAAGACAGCGAAAACCAAAACGGCUCACCAAAUCGUCAAACUUCUUUGGUUCCGAAAGGUUUACAUAUAAAAGAAGAGAUUCUAGGAGCAACUCCUGUUCAGAGCAACCAUCCUGUUCCAGAGGGCCUUCAAAAUUCAAGAACUACCAAAGAUCGCCGACAAGAAAAACAAGCCGAUGCGAGAGAAGUGUUUCAUGUGACAGUUGCAGCAGCACGUUUAGUGGUCAAUCUAUACGUCAUGAUCCAACGCAGCAGUAUUCCUGCCAAGUUCCUCAACCGAGGGUAUCCCGUGCUCAGCGAGAAUGGGAGGAGGAGAAACAAAAAAGGGCUAUAAAACAAAGAUAUUUAUGCAGACCGUGCACUGAUUAUUUGCUCACCUCACAUCGAACGGAGCCACGAUAUCCGGACAUACGUCGAGGAAUCAUCACAUAUCAGAACUAUGAACUCUCCGCCCAUCAAAGUGAUUCUGGCUUGAAUCCAUCAAAAGGCAAUCGGUGCCAGCUCGCACAAUAUUGUCCGAAGCACAAAAAUUUAAAACAUAUCUCUAGAUCACGAAGUCGCCGACAUUAUGUUCAAUGUUGCGAUGAUUCCGAUGCUUCUGGGCACAGCAAAAGUUUUUCAGGUUCGUCAAGAAUGCGAGGAGGAAUAGAUUUUUCUUCUCGAAGUCCUCGUUACACUGGGCACAGAUUUCCAACCAGCUUGUCUUCGAAAAUCGGGGGAAUCAAGAAAACUUCUUACACAAGGUUAUCAAAGUCGCCCAAGCACUUGUUCUGCUUCGACUAGGAGCAGACAAGAGGAGCUU